GCCGAUCGAACAGACAAAGACGGAGAGGACGUUCAGCGGAUCAAUAGAGACCAACAUAAAACCCCGAGGGUGCGUCUCUCGACCUCUUGAACUUUCCCAACGCCCACUUCCCUCCUCAACCCCAUGUCCGACCCAAACGCCAUGGACGUCGACACGUCCUCGAGCUCAAACUCGCUGGCUCCAGCUGCCAACUUGGUAGAGGAGUUCCAGAGGGAGGGACAGUCUCAAUCAAUCGAUAGCCAGGGCCAGACUGCCUCCCCUGCCCUCGGCAACAGCGCCGUCAUGGAUGUCGACACCUCUUCGAACGGAUUCGCUCUGGGCCAGCUCAACGGCGAGGCGAGCAGUGGAGGGUUGACGGGACUUUCGAGCUCGUCGUCUUCAGUACCUCCGAAUGGGCAGGCCAUCAUCUCCCUCACCGAUUCGUCAGCGGGAGCCUCGAACGGUGCUGCCACACUCUUCGCCCUGGGAAACAACGGAGUAGCUGCCACUGGCGGGGCUGUGGUUGCCAGGAAGGUCCCGCGCACCGGAUACGUCUACGACCCACUCAUGAUGAUGCACUGCCAGGACGGGUAUAUCCCCACGGCGGACAACGUGCAAGACGCUGGAAACGGACACCCAGAGGAACCGAUGCGCAUCAAGCGAAUCUUCAACCUCCUCAAGUCCAACGGCCUGAUCAAGAAGAUGAAGCAGCUGCCAUCGAUUGAGUGCACGUACGACCAGGUCAGACUAGUCCACGACGAGGACCACUGGCUCAAGGUCCAGGGAACGGAGCUCCUCACGGACGAGUACAUUGUUGAGUCCAAGGGGUACUAUGACAACUUGUCACUCUACGUCUGUCGCGAGACGGCUCACUGUGCGCGUCUGUCGUGUGGCGGUGUCAUCUCGGCCUGCACAGCCGUGUGCACAGGGGAAGUCAGGAAUGCCUUUGCCAUCGUCCGCCCACCAGGACACCACGCCGAGCCUGACGAGCACAUGGGCUUUUGUUUCUACAACAAUGUGGCCGUCGCAGCCAGGGAGAUGCAGCAGAAGGGGCUGGCCAAGAAGGUCCUCAUCCUCGACUGGGAUGUGCAUCAUGGUAACGGAACGCAGAGGGCGUUCUGGGACGAUCCCAGCGUCCUGUACAUGUCUAUCCACCGUCAUGACGGUGGACGCUUCUAUCCUGGAAGCGACUUUGGGGCCCUCGACAUGGUUGGCGUCGGCGCGGGCGAGGGAUACUGUGUCAACAUUCCCUGGCCCUUUGGCGGAUUUGGAGACGGUGACUACAUCUACGCGUUCCAAAAGAUCAUCAUGCCGAUCGCAUAUGAGUUUGCGCCAGACCUUGUCAUCAUCUCCGCAGGAUUUGAUGCCGCGGACGGUGACCAGCUCGGCGAGUGUAAGGUCUCGCCUGCCGGCUAUGGCCAUAUGACACAUAUGCUCUCUGCGCUGGCGAAGGGCAAGCUUGUCGUUGCUCUCGAGGGAGGAUACAACCUCAAGGCCAUUGCCGACUCAUCGCUCGCCGUUGGCCGGGUGCUCCUGGGCGAGACUCCCGACGAUAUCGGCGAGGUGGAGGCCAGCGAGGCUGGUACAGAGGUCGUGCUGCAGGCGGCAAAGGUCCAGUCCAAGUACUGGAAGAAUGUCACUGUCAAGUCGUGUGAGAAACCAGAGGUCACGACGCUGGCCAACGGUGCGCAGGCUACUACUGGCAUCCCGGACAUUCUGAAGAUUUAUCGGGCGCACCACUUGUUCUCCCAGUACGGCCUGUUUGAGAUUCCCCUGGCGAGUGAAGAACUCAACGACGCGUUCGCCAGCCAGGUUAUCUGCACCGAGGGGAUUUUCAGCCCUGAUAGCAGUAAAGUCUUGGUCGUCUUUGCCCACGACUUUGGCAACCUCCGAGUGGAGACGGACGGUGUGACGACAACGGAUAUCAACUUGGCAAAGAGCUACUUGAUCGACACCACCGACUUGAUAGUCGACUGGGCGACCAAGCAGAACAACUAUAACCUAAUCGACGUCAAUGUCUUGAAGCGGUUGCCAACAACGUUUGUCAGGGAUAAGCCAAAGAUGGUCUCCAACAGUGGCGACAAGCUCGAGGGCAAGCUCAUGCGCUACCUCUGGGACAACUACAUUGAGUUGACAGACGCCACCGACAUCAUCUUCAUUGGCCACGGAUCGGCGUGCGGUGCCCUCAUGGAGCUGGUCAAUCACCGAGAUGUGGAGCACAAGGUGCGCGCCGUCGUGCAGGUUGGCGGCCUUCACUCCUUUGUCAGGCCCGACCCAGCGAACGAGUCGAAGAGAGCGUGGUUCCGACAGGCGAGCCGCAUCUACGUCCCCGACGUCCACCCAUUGCUCCAAGAGGAGCGCCUCCACCGCCGACUGGGCGGCCAGAUCUUCACGUCGCCAAAGUCGCCAGUUGUCGCGGUGCUCAACGACGUCUUCCCGCAGAUCCAGGAGUUUGUGGCGUCCAAGUUGCCAGAGCCAGCCUCGAGCAGCAACGGAAACGGUAUCGUCGUUGAUGCUCAGACCGCUAUCACGGCAUAGACAUGAACGAGCUUGUAGAGAGGGUCGAGUCAGCGUCCCGGCGCAUAGUUUUGUAG
Molecule: messenger RNA, 2573 nt
Organism: Vanrija pseudolonga
Lineage: Eukaryota; Fungi; Basidiomycota; Tremellomycetes; Trichosporonales; Trichosporonaceae
Gene: clr3
Product: Histone deacetylase clr3
Exons: 11
Coding region: 124-2517 (797 amino acids)
Biological process (GO): negative regulation of transcription by RNA polymerase II
Cellular component (GO): histone deacetylase complex
Molecular function (GO): histone deacetylase activity; transcription factor binding
Source: RefSeq, a predicted model, not a curated record